AGCGAAGAUUCAGAUAGAGUUAAUGAGCUCAUAAAAUGUUUGAUUCGAAAUAUUAAACGAAAUGAUGAUAUAAUGAUAUUACGGUCAGACAAAGGCUCAAGUGUUGUUCUAAUGAACAAAACAAGAUGAAGUACAUCUUGAAUGACCAUAUGAGAUUCAAGUUAGAAAAAAGUAACAAAGACUUAACUGAUUCCAUUGAGAAAAGAAUCACCAAAGUACUCAGAGAUCUGAAAAAGAAGAUGAUCGAUAACUCUACUUACAAUAAUCUACGACCUCGUGGGUCUCGUUCGCCCCACAUGUAUGGAUUACCGAAAAUACAUAAACAAGGUUAUCCUCUUAGACCUAUUUUGUCAAUGAUCAAUUCACCAUACCACAAAGUUGCACGAUGGUUGGCAGAUAAGUUAGAACCAGUGCGUCAACGAUUAGCCACCUAUACACUAAAGGAUUCAUUUGUAUUUGCUGACAGCAUGAAUCACAUAAAUAUUGCUGGUAAGUUUAUGGUUUCUUUUGAUGUAACAUCAUUGUUUACAAAAAUACCACUUCUUGAAACCAUAGACAUAAUUUGUCAACAUUCUGACAUCCUACCUCUACCAGUACCAGAAUUCAAACGACUAUUACUCAUUUGUACAAAAGAUGUUCAGUUCCAGUUCAACGAUAUCAUAUACAAACAAACCGACGGUGUAGCGAUGGGAAGUCCGUUAGGUCCUGUCCUAGCAGAUAUUUUCAUGGCUAACCUCGAAAGAACCAAACUCAAACGAGCGAUUGAUGAAAUGACGUAUUAUUCGAGGUAUGUUGAUGAUACCUUCAUCGUAUGUAAUAAUCAACAACAUGCAAUAAAUCUGCUAGAGUUUUUCAACGAAGCCCAUCCAAAUAUCCAUUUCACUAUGGAACAUGAAAAAGAAAACAAGUUCCAUUUUCUCGAUAUUGCGAUGAAAAGAAGAAAGGAUGGUACAGUUCAACGUUCAGUUUAUAAGAAAGACACAUGGAAUGGUAGUUAUCUCAAUUUCAAUAGCUUUUGUCCAAUCAGUUACAAAAAGGCACUGGUCAAAACACUGUUUCACAGAACAGAAAGAAUAUGUACUUCCGAUACACUAGAAGAGGAAGUUAUGAAUGUUAAAAAAUGUUUAAAGAAUAACGGAUACCCACUGAAAUUUAUUGAGAAAUAUGGCAAACGUGAAGAUAAAAAACCGAAAGAAAUUACAGCAAAUAAAAAGCCUAUUUUUAUUCAACUUCAAUUCAAAGGUGACGAUGUCACAGGAUCAAUCAAUAUGAGACUAAAAACUGCACUGACAAGAACUUAUCCUGCAGCGAAAUUGAUUGUCCUGUCCAAAACAUGUUCUUUGACACAAUCAAAGGUCGACAGGUAUCCCUUUCAUGUUACCACCAACUGUGUAUACAAAUUUACAUGUACCUGCCAAAGCAGUUACAUUGGUAGAACAGAAAGGAGAGCCUACGUCCGAUUCAAAGAACAUAUUCCGAAAAGUUUAAGAUUAAAUGGAUUGAACGCAUUCAACAGUGCCAUCGCAAGACAUCUCCUUGAUACAGGACAUGAAGUUGAUAUACUGAAGUCCUUCAAGGUGAUUAACAAACAAUCAAACUCCAACCUUUUGAAAUUUGCUGAAGCAAUAGCAAUCAAACGUUUAAAACCAGAUCUAUGUAUACAAAAAGAGACAGUAAUAAAUCUUUCUUUACCCUGGUAACAAUAAUCCCUUUUAUUCAUUUAUUUCUCUAUUUAUUUAUUGCGUCAUUACUCCAACUCUUUUAAAUUACAUCAUACAUAAAUGAUUGAUUUCAAUUCAUAUUUUCUUUAUUACCAUUAAUCUAUUUUCAUGAGUUCUAAUCACUAUUUCAAUGUUCUAGAACUUUCCCUCUCUAACUUUAUUUAUUUAUUCGAAUCAAACAUUUUAUGAGCUCAUUAACUCUAUCUGAAUCUUCGCUACAUCAUGAUACACAUGUAUUGAUCCUUAAUCACACUCUUAUGUAUAAAUAUGUCAAUAUCUGUAAUAAUCUGAAUUUCAAAUAAUUUAGGUUGUAAGCAGCUGAUGAGAACCUAACGAAAUAAAAUGAAUUCAUAUUAUUCUGCACCAAUCUUUGUUCUUGCUCUCUUUAAAAUAAUAAAGGGAACUAUGUGUAUGAA
Schistosoma mattheei is the source of this 2137-nucleotide messenger RNA. Lineage: Eukaryota; Metazoa; Platyhelminthes; Trematoda; Strigeidida; Schistosomatidae. The record is from the annotation of a GenBank genome assembly.